AUCGAGUUGGCAUAAAAAAUCUUUUCUUCGUGUCGUGUUAUUCAUUCCUUAAUUGCGCGUUGCUUUAAUUUGUGGUGUUUGCAGAUCCCCCACGCCUUGAAAAACAAUUUUUUGUGGGCAACAGCGCCGCAUAUUUUCAGAUACUUCAACACACCGUCAAUUGCGUUUAGAGUAUAUUUUUUACCGACCACAAUGAAUCGGCAGGCUAAAUUCCUAAUCUUGUGCCUGUUUGUUGGCCUGUUCUCAGCAAAUUUAUGCGAUGAAGUGACCGUUACUACGCCGGCUUCUAAAGAUAACAACACCACAGUUCCAACCACCUCAACUCCACCGCCGGAAACCACUACGACUGCGCCGGUGACCACCACAACUGAAAAGACCACUACGCCGCCACCAACCACAUCGACAACACCAGCCACAACAACUACUACGCCCAAAUCCACAACGACCACAAGUUCUACAACUCCGGCCAGCACCACUACCACCACCACAACAACAACAACCGCUCCGACAACCACGUCGACCACUCCGCCUCCGAACUCGACCACAACCACGCCGCCACCGCAUACAUCGACCACUCCGGCGCCAAAGCCGGUGCCGUGCGGCCAUUUUGAUGGAUCCUCGUUCAUCGGCGGGAUCGUUCUGACCCUGGGCCUGCUGGCCAUCGGAUUAGUGGCCUACAAGUUCUACAAGGCCCGCAACGAGCGCAACUACCACACCCUUUGAGCCGCCACCGCCUUUACGUCGGCCUUCAACGCGGCAGCCGGAGCGGCGGCGGCCAGCAGCAGUGCCGCAUCAACAGAUGCGGAACGUGUGCGGUUCGUCCAGCCUUCGAUACCGCUGAGAUCGCCGCCGGCGCAACCACCACCGCCGCCUCCCACUCAAAUGAUGGGCGGUGGCAGUGGUGGCGGAGCGGCGGCAGCUCCGCAAAACUGCUCGCCAUCGGCCAGAGAUCGGUUGCUGCACACGUAAUUUAAACGCGGGGAACUACUAUCCACAUAACUGCUAUCCAAAGAGAACCACUUUUUUCCCUAUAAAUCCCAAACACACACACACACACUCAUAAGUCAAGUAAAGUCAGUUCUUUAAUUCAACGAUAACCCCCAGAGCUGAUUUAAAGCGGGCCAGAUAGGAGCAGGCUCUUGAAUUCUUUCCUUAUCAGUCACACGACCCACACUUUCUGAAGUGAAUACAAACAAAUAUUUGUCUUAAAUGCAUAUGUAAGGGCUUUUUGCAAAAAUCAGUUUAUCAGCAAAUUGAGCGGAUGUUCAACGCCUUAUAGAAGGAGCCCGCGGAGCCUGUUACAGGGAAACCAAGGGCGACCAUGAACAGAGAGAAAUUAAAAAUGAUGAGUAAUGAGUUUUAAGAUCAGAAUGAAACAAAACAAGAGGAGUAAGAACAAAUAACAGCAAACAUGUGAGACUGCUUGAUAGCGAGAAGUGAACAGAUCAGUAAACGGAGAGCGGCUGGCGACGGCUUUGUUUCUGGAAUUCAUAGAGCUACGAAAGGAAAUAUAAAUUUUGAUUAUAUUUACACAAUUUUUGAAUAACUAAAAUCAAUUCAUUUUAGAAACUAAGAAUAUUUACUACCUAAACCGAGCUAUACAAAAUGGAAACGCGUUUCAAUUUCCCCAUUUGAUGUGCAUUUUUGUCCCCUCAUAAAAACUAACUUUUGCUGCGUUUCCCCCAGUCUUUUUGCCCACGUAUCGAUUCUCCUCACCCGCUUUUGGUGGGGUCUGUAGUAUUGCAAAAAAUCAAUAAAGCGAAUAACGCGAUGCACAGCAACAGGAUUUACGGGUUGCGGUGCACGGUUGAUAUAUGUUUAUAUGCGAUAUAAACAAAUAUUUACAUAUGUAUGUAUGUAUAUCGCUAAGUAGAUUGCAGCUGAGGAAGCCCCCUGUUAAUGCAUAUACGCAAAUGUUGAAUAUUUUGUACUAGGAUUGAAACUAUACAUAUGAAUUACUUUUACCUACCCGCGCUUACUGUUGGAUAAAUACACCUUUGAAGCUACAAAUCGAUCACAUGAACCCGUCAAGUUUACGCGAAUGAAAACUCUGUGCACAUAAAAAUCUCAUAAGAAUAUAAGCUAAAGUAACCAAUCAAUGUAUAUCCAGUAAAUCACUCAGCCGGCUUACUAAAAAUAUAUAUAUAAAUAUAUCUAUGUCUGUAUAUCGUGUACGAUAAUAAAUAUUUUAAAAAUUUAAA
Molecule: messenger RNA, 2201 nt
Organism: Drosophila ficusphila
Lineage: Eukaryota; Metazoa; Arthropoda; Insecta; Diptera; Drosophilidae
Product: sialomucin core protein 24
Exons: 3
Cellular component (GO): cytoplasmic vesicle
Source: RefSeq, a predicted model, not a curated record